Molecule: messenger RNA, 1452 nt
Organism: Sorghum bicolor (sorghum)
Lineage: Eukaryota; Viridiplantae; Streptophyta; Magnoliopsida; Poales; Poaceae
Product: aquaporin NIP2-1
Exons: 5
Coding region: 189-1082 (297 amino acids)
Biological process (GO): transmembrane transport
Cellular component (GO): membrane
Molecular function (GO): channel activity
Source: RefSeq, a predicted model, not a curated record
ACUCCUUGAGGACCCGGCUCUCCCUAUAAAUACCUCCCUGCUUACUGCCUCCAAGAGCAAGCAAGCAAAGCAAGAGAGGCAGACGCAUAGCUGCGAGUAGAGUUUCUUCGUCCUCCUCCUCUACCUGAGUGCAGUACGUGUGCUAGCUCACGCACGCACGUAGUAGCUAGCUCGUACGUUCGCCAGAAAUGUCGACCAACUCGAGGUCGAACUCCAGGGCCAACUUCAACAACGAGAUCCAUGACAUCGGCACGGUGCAGAACUCCACCAUGAUGCCCCCCACGUACUACGACCGAUCGCUGGCGGACAUCUUCCCUCCCCACCUCCUCAAGAAGGUGGUCUCGGAGGUGGUGUCCACGUUCUUGCUGGUGUUCGUGACGUGCGGGGCGGCGGGGAUCUACGGCAGCGACAAGGACCGCAUAUCGCAGCUGGGACAGUCGGUCGCCGGCGGGCUCAUCGUCACGGUGAUGAUCUACGCCGUCGGCCACAUCUCCGGCGCGCACAUGAACCCCGCCGUCACGCUCGCGUUCGCCGUGUUCCGCCAUUUCCCCUGGAUUCAGGUCCCGUUCUACUGGGCGGCGCAGUUCACGGGCGCCAUCUGCGCGUCGUUCGUGCUCAAGGCCGUGCUGCACCCCAUCUCCGUGCUGGGCUGCACCACGCCGACGGGGCCGCACUGGCACUCGCUCAUCAUCGAGAUCAUCGUCACCUUCAACAUGAUGUUCGUCACCCUCGCCGUCGCCACGGACACGAGAGCGGUGGGUGAGUUGGCGGGGUUGGCAGUUGGUUCCGCGGUUUGCAUUACGUCCAUCUUCGCAGGGGCAGUGUCUGGCGGAUCGAUGAACCCGGCGAGGACGCUGGGGCCGGCGCUGGCGAGCAACCUCUACACCGGACUCUGGAUCUACUUCUUGGGCCCCGUCCUCGGCACGCUCUCGGGGGCCUGGACCUACACCUACAUCCGCUUCGAGGAAGCGCCCAGCACCCACAAGGACAUGUCGCAGAAGCUCUCCUCCUUCAAGCUCCGCCGCCUGCAGAGCCAGUCCGUCGCCGCGGAAGACGACGAGCUCGACCACAUCCAAGUGUGAUAUGCUUUGCAUGCAGAGCAGAGCGCACACUGCUUGUUACUCCUCACUCAAAUGUAUCGGUGAUACUCCUAGAGUAGUGGUCCGUAGUUAUGCAUGUCUGGUCUGUGUGUGUCGGUGCUCAUGAUCAUGAUCCAUGCACGUACGCACGCACUUGUUGCAUUGUGUGAUGUCCGGUCCGUGGCGCGGUGUGGAUGGCUCGCUCUCUCAAUGUGCCAAUGAGCUGGAGCUUUAUUUUUGGGACGAACACUGUGCCGUGUGCGUGUGUGUGCAGCCAGUCGUACACACGUGCCAAAUGUACCCUCUCCUGCUGUCACUUGUUCCAAAACCUGUUGGUGCUUAUAUAAAGAUCACUGUGCCUUCCAUGACAAAA